AACCCAGAAACGCGUCCAAAGUUUUUACAAGAGAUGCGCCAUUCGCUGAUGGAGAUUGGUACGUUUUACAUUAAGGAUCAUGGCAUCUCGAUCGAAGUGACUACAGAUGCCAUGAAGACUGUCCAAGAGUACUUUGCUCUGCCACUGGAGGAGAAGAAGAAGAUGCUGAUUGUUAACAGUAGACACUUCCGUGGAUACAAAGUGAUGGGAGAAGAAUUUACCAACAACCAGCUUGACCAUCGUGAACAGCUACAGUUCGGUCCUGAACAAGACCCUAUCACAACCUUCCAACCGUCCAUCUCUCCAGAUUUCCAUGGUCUUCAAGGCCCCAAUCAAUGGCCGACUUCAACCCUGGCUCUUGUACCUAGAUUCCAACCUUGUAUCCUUGAUUUCAUGCGUCAGCUAGAGCAAUUGUCUCAACAGUUGAUGGAAGCCGUGGCAUUGUCCCUUGGGUUAUCUGGUUCUUAUUUUCGAGAUCUGUUCGGCAAGACGCCUUAUUACCGACUAAAAUGCGCCCGCUAUCCUUCAGUUAAAAAGUCUGCCAAUGCGACCAUAGGAUGUGGUGCUCAUAAAGAUACAGGGUUCUUGACAGUCUUAUUACAAGACAUGGUAGGUGGACUUCAAGGUCAGGAUCCCAAGACGGGUCAAUGGAUGGAGACUAGACCCAUUCCAGAGACUUUCAUUGUGACGAUGGGAGAGGCUAUUGAAAAGCUGACUGGAGGGUUGUAUCAUGCAACAGUGCAUCGAGUUUUGAAUAACACUUCUGGACAAGAUCGAUAUAGUAUUCCAUUCUUUUUUGAUCCAUCCUUGGAUGCACAGAUCCCUUCAAAAAUC
Lobosporangium transversale is the source of this 834-nucleotide messenger RNA. RefSeq lists its product as hypothetical. The record is from RefSeq and is a predicted model, not a curated record. The transcript is spliced from 2 exons. Lineage: Eukaryota; Fungi; Mortierellomycota; Mortierellomycetes; Mortierellales; Mortierellaceae. The annotation marks the transcript as partial. Gene Ontology annotation, molecular function: dioxygenase activity.